UGUCCGUCAGCGCAAAGGACGUUCAUUGGUCUAAAUAACUCAAAUUGGGCGUGACGGUAUUUGUUGUUGUUUCUGGGGCAAGAAGUAGCUAGCUGGUUAGAACAGUCGGCUAUUUAAGAAUAUAUUUCGUUUAAAUAAUUUCAUCCAAAAUAACUGUUCGUCGUGCUCAUUAUAUGAUAGCGUUGGUUACGUGAAGAGUCGGUGGGAAAGAUCGGUGUGGAAUUUUCACUUGUAUUUGUUUUUAUUACGUUUUUCCAAAGAAGAUGGACAGUCAGUACCAGCGCUCUGUACCACUGGAAGUGAGGAGGGCAGAGGGUGAGAGGGUGCGAGCCAAGCAUCCCGACAAGAUACCAAUCAUUGUGGAGAGGGCUACCAGGUCGAGAGCUCCUGACCUGGACAAGAAGAAGUACCUUGUGCCCUCUGACCUCACAGUGGGUCAACUGUGCUUCCUGAUCCGACAACGUGUGUCUAUGAGACCUGAGGAGGCUCUCUUCUUCUUCGUAAACAACUCCCUUCCCCCAUCCAGUUCUCCUCUCUCUGCUGUCUAUGAGGAGCACCAUGAAGAGGACCUGUUCCUAUACAUGACCUACAGUAACGAGAGCGUCUACGGUGCCUGAGUCGGGACAAAAGGAGGAAAGAGAGAGAGAGACAGGAGAUGGGAGAGAACUCUUUGUAAUGUUUCAUCCCUAUUAUUCUUUAAGUAUUUAGGAAAUGGCGGUGGGGAGAUGGCGGUGGGGAGGAGAUGGCGGUGGGGAGGAGAUGGCGGUGGGGAGGAGAGUUUGGUGGGUUUUGUCGGUAUUUUUGGGGUGAUUAUAUUCUGUGUCAGUAUGCUCUCAACCAUGGUAAGGCAUUCUAAAUUUGAAAAAUAACGGGGUAAUUGGAAAUAGGGGGAGUGAAAAAUAUAUUUCAAUAAAAGAAGAGUGUUAAGGGGAAAGCUCUUUUAAUUUCUAUUUUUCUUUCUCAGCCAGCCAUCUGUAUUUAAGGCAAAUAGUAUUUUUUUUGUGUAAAUUAAUAUCAUGGACUUUUGUGGAAAAUAAAAUCCGAAAUGCAUGGUU
Messenger RNA from Oncorhynchus mykiss (rainbow trout), 1055 nucleotides. Its product is annotated as gamma-aminobutyric acid receptor-associated protein-like 1. Lineage: Eukaryota; Metazoa; Chordata; Actinopteri; Salmoniformes; Salmonidae. The record is from RefSeq and is a predicted model, not a curated record.